Molecule: messenger RNA, 1353 nt
Organism: Cladophialophora bantiana CBS 173.52
Lineage: Eukaryota; Fungi; Ascomycota; Eurotiomycetes; Chaetothyriales; Herpotrichiellaceae
Product: tubulin alpha chain
Exons: 7
Coding region: 1-1353 (450 amino acids)
Biological process (GO): microtubule cytoskeleton organization; mitotic cell cycle; nuclear migration by microtubule mediated pushing forces
Cellular component (GO): microtubule; spindle; cytoplasm
Molecular function (GO): GTP binding; structural constituent of cytoskeleton
Source: RefSeq, a predicted model, not a curated record
AUGAGAGAAGUCAUCAGCUUGAAUGUUGGCCAGGCUGGCUGUCAAAUUGCCAACUCGUGCUGGGAGCUAUAUUGCCUGGAGCACGGAAUCCAGCCCGAUGGAUACCUCACCGAAGAACGCAAAGCCGCCGAUCCAGACCAGGGCUUCAGUACUUUUUUCUCCGAGACAGGCAACGGCAAAUAUGUCCCCCGAACCAUCUACUGCGAUCUCGAGCCCAAUGUCGUUGACGAGGUUCGGACCGGCACCUACCGCAGUCUUUUCCACCCCGAGCAGAUGAUCACUGGGAAAGAGGAUGCUUCAAACAACUACGCUCGAGGGCACUACACCGUCGGCAAGGAGCUGAUCGAUCAAGUGCUGGACAAGGUUCGCCGUGUGGCCGAUAACUGCAGUGGCCUUCAGGGCUUCCUUGUUUUCCAUUCAUUUGGUGGUGGUACUGGCUCCGGGUUCGGCGCCUUGCUGAUGGAACGUCUUUCCGUGGACUACGGCAAAAAAUGCAAACUGGAAUUCUGCGUCUACCCUGCCCCCCAAGUCGCCACCUCCGUUGUUGAGCCAUACAACUCGAUCCUCACAACGCACACCACAUUGGAGCAUUCUGACUGCAGUUUCAUGGUAGACAACGAAGCAAUCUAUGACAUUUGCAGACGCAAUCUAGGAAUCGAGCGACCCAACUACGAAAACCUGAACAGACUCAUCGCCCAAGUCGUCUCCUCCAUCACUGCCUCCCUGCGAUUUGAUGGGUCUUUGAAUGUCGAUCUCGCCGAGUUCCAGACCAACCUUGUACCAUACCCACGCAUCCAUUUCCCUCUUGUUGCCUAUGCACCCGUCGUCUCAGCGGCCAAGGCACAACAUGAGGCCCACUCGGUUCAAGAAAUCUCGAUGUCGUGCUUCGAACCCAACAACCAGAUGGUCAAAUGCGAUCCUCGCAACGGCAAAUACAUGGCAACAUGCCUGCUCUACCGCGGAGACGUGGUUCCCAACGACGUCCAUCAGGCUGUCGCCACUCUGAAGACCAAGCGUACAAUUCAGUUCGUGGACUGGUGCCCGACUGGCUUCAAGAUUGGUAUCUGCUACCAGCCUCCCCAGAUGGUGCCCAACGGUGAUCUUGCCAAGGUUAACCGCGCAGUAUGCAUGCUCUCCAACACCACUGCCAUUGCUGAGGCAUGGUCUGCUCUGUCUCACAAGUUCGAUUUGAUGUACUCGAAGCGUGCAUUUGUUCACUGGUACGUUGGUGAGGGGAUGGAAGAAGGUGAAUUCUCCGAGGCUCGUGAGGAUCUGGCAGCAUUGGAAAGAGACUACGAGGAAGUGGCCAGCGACUCCAUCGAGGAGGGAGACGAGGCGGAGAUUGAGCAUUAG